AUGCUUGCCGUUUCCAGGAAAUUACCGCUUUUCGUUGGCGUGGUGCUCGUCUUCACCACUUUCAUUCUGACCAUCGUGGCCACGGCCGGGUCCACGUCCAACUACUCGCCCAUCAAUCACGUGUACAUGGGUGAGGCAGACAUCUCGCGCAUCAACGUCACUAAGGUGAUUCCCGAGACGGGCCCUGUGCUUUCGGUGCUGGCUGGGCUGGUCAACAGCCCCUCCCAAAACCAGUCCAGCGGCGACUCGGUCGCGUCGGUUUUUGACGCUUUGAAAUUGGUCGCCAACACGCCAGCGUUGAAACCGCUCUUGCAGCUCCUGGCCAACAGCAACAACGUGUCACAAACCGUGGCCGCUUUGGCCGUGGUCGCCCCCAUGAUGUCGCAAACGAGCAAUUCGUCGUCGUCGUCGUCCCAGGAAUUCGCCCUCAUUGGCCAGUUGGUGCAAAACUCACAAAACGCAUCUGCAACUUUGGAAGGCAUGGCGCUCUUAUUGCAGUCGUCCAACUCUAGCGAUCCCACAAUCCAGCGCGCCGUCUUUGGCCUCUUGAACGACUCCCAAAACGCCACUGCCUCCGUGGACUCUCUUGCUACCCUCCAGAACCAGUCCGCUGCGGAUAAGGCCCAGCUAAUGCCGGUUUUCUCUUUGUUCCAGCAAUCUUCCAAUGCUACUGCCACCAUGGGAGCGUUGGGAACCUUGAUGUCGGCCAAUAUCUCAGCUGACAUGUCGGCUUCUCUGCUCCACGCUUUGCAAACUGGCGGUUCUAAUGCACAAGCAACUUUGACCCAAGUGGCCAGUUCCGUGCCAGACUCGGUACGCCCUGCGAUCCUAGCGGUUGGCACAUUACUUAAUAACACUCGCGAUUCCAAUCAAACGCUCUCAACCCUAGAGGGCUUGCUACAACGCAACGUCACCUCAUCUCCUUCCGCUCAUCAAUCCUUUAAUGCUUUGACCUCAUUGAUGAGAUACUCGUCCAACCAAACUUUGGUUCUGACUUCGGUUGCUACUCUUGCUAACUCGACGAAUGCCGCCAACGCGGCUCAAUUGACCGGCCUACAGGAAAUUUUGGAUUCGUCUACCAACUCGUCUAGCACUCUGAAUGUGUUGCAAACAGUGCAAUCUUCAAAUUCAUCUUCAAGCUCUCAAGAUUUGUCGCCCGUAUUCAGCUUACUGGGCGAUUCCAAAAAUUCGACAGCCACACUUCAAUCGGUCAUGCAGCUCAUGCAAGCUGUCCAGUCCAACAGUACCGCAUUCCAGCCUUUGCUCCAGAUCUUGAGUCAAACCCAACUGGGAGAUACUGAGAUCACACAAACAACGUUGGACACUAUGAUGCCAAUGGUCAUGGACAAUUUGAAUGUAAAUUCACAUUACAGAUUGGCAAUUUUCACGCUGUGUCGCGGACUAAGCGAUGGUAAGAUACAACAAUGCAGCUCUUCACACGCAGUUCAAUCAUUUGUUUUGAGAGAUAUUUUAUAUGAUGAGUUGGAGAAAUCGGACUUCAAACCGUACAUGCAAGCCUUGGAUGUACAGAAGAAUGACAUGUAUCUAGAAGGAAAAUUGCAAGAAAAGGAAAAAUCGUAUGUUCCGGCUGUUCGUGCGGUUUUAGCAUUUAAUUUGUUGACAAUCAUUUUGUCGUUUUUCCUAAUCAUUUUGAUGUUGUGCGUCGCUUUAAUGAAAGACACGAACAGCAAAUCCAAGUUCUGCAUGCUAACUGGCGCUAAGGUAUUGGCUUUCCUCGUAUUCAUUUUCGCUUUGCUUUCUGGUGCUAUUGUCGCAGCUUUCGUCAACAUCAUCAAAAGAGACACCAAAGCGGAUGACUACAACGUUAUGUUUACCACUGGUUCUGCCUAUGCAGGACUAAUCUGGACUGGCUUUGCUCUUGCGUUCAUCACAUUUGUCUUGCUGUUUUUCGUGAAGGUUAAUAGGAAAAAAGAUUCUUCGCAUCUAGACGAAGAUGCAUCUGCUGGGGCCACCACAGAAUCGGAUGAAAAACGUAAUGCAGCUAUUGCAAGCGAUGGAAUUUCGCCUCAUGUCUCUUAG
Molecule: messenger RNA, 2040 nt
Organism: Lachancea nothofagi CBS 11611
Lineage: Eukaryota; Fungi; Ascomycota; Saccharomycetes; Saccharomycetales; Saccharomycetaceae
Source: the annotation of a GenBank genome assembly